AUGAAAGCCCUUAUUCUUGUCGGUGGCUAUGGAACACGUCUACGUCCGUUGACACUUACAAAACCGAAACCAUUAGUUGAAUUUUGUAAUAAACCAAUGGUAUUACAUCAGAUUGAAGCUUUAGCACAGGCUGGUGUGACACAUGUGAUCUUAGCGGUUAGUUAUUUAUCGGAUAUGCUUCAACGUGAUAUGGAAGUAGAAGCUAAACGAUUAAAUAUAAAAAUAACACUUUCUCAAGAAACGGAGCCAUUAGGAACAGCUGGCCCAUUGGCAUUAGCCCAUAAUCAACUUCAAGGAGAUAUUGAUCCAUUCUUCGUGCUCAAUUCUGAUGUUAUAUGUGAAUUUCCAUUUGCAGACAUGAUUAAAUUUCAUAAAUCUCACCAAUGUGAAGGAACUAUCUGUAUAACGAAAGUUGAAGAACCAUCAAAAUACGGUGUAGUUGUCUAUGAGCACGAUACGGGUGCAAUCGAACGAUUUGUUGAAAAACCACGUGAAUAUGUUUCUAAUAAAAUCAAUGCUGGAUUAUAUAUAUUCAAUUCAUCUAUACUUGAUCGAAUUGAAUUACGACCUACAUCAAUCGAAAAAGAAAUUUUUCCAGCUAUGGCUGCAGAUAAACAAUUAUAUGCGUAUGAACUUAAAGGUUUUUGGAUGGAUGUUGGUCAACCAAAAGAUUAUCUAACAGGCAUGAGUUUAUUUUUAAACUAUGUUCGAAAUUCCAAUCCCGAGCGAUUAUCACGUGGGAAUGGAACUGUUGGCAAUGUGUUAUUGGAUCCGACAGCAACAAUUGGCGAACGAUGUCGAAUAGGACCCAAUGUCGUCGUUGGACCUCGUGUAAUUAUUGAAAAUGGUGUUUGCUUGAAAAACUGUACUAUACUAGCAGAUUCAUUAGUGAAAAGUCAUUCCUGGAUUUCGAGUUGUAUUAUUGGUUGGCGAUGUACUAUUGGGAAAUGGGUGCGUAUGGAGAAUAUUACUGUACUUGGACUUGAUGUAUCAGUGCAAGAUGAAUUAUUUAUCAAUGGUGGUGUGAUAUUACCACAUAAAGCAAUUAGUGAAAGUGUUUCAGAACCUAAAAUUCUUAUUUAG
Molecule: messenger RNA, 1083 nt
Organism: Rotaria socialis
Lineage: Eukaryota; Metazoa; Rotifera; Eurotatoria; Philodinida; Philodinidae
Source: the annotation of a GenBank genome assembly